AUGGCAUCUCGGUCUCCUCCUUCUUCCCCAACAGUGAAUUCUCAUACAUUAUAUUUAAUAAGGAUGAUGGAGUCGAUACUCACGGCAAUGCAGCAACAGAAUGUUGCAUUAGUGCAACAGAACACUGUCACUCUACAACAUCUGGAAACCGCUCGGUUAUCAGCGGAGGUAUCUCAGAGACAGUAUGUGGAUCUGAUGGCGAGCAACAGAGCCACAAUUGGACCACCUACCUCUUCUGUCAAUCAUCACGCAGAGUGGAGUCUUGAGAGCUUUCUUCAACAUCAUCCGGCCAAGUUUGAUGGCAAGUGUAGCUUGGAUGAAGUAGACCAAUGGUUCCGAGAUAUGGAACGAAUUUGUAACGCCAAAAGAUGUCCGGACGAAAAUAGAUUGGCGUAUUCUGAGUACAUGUUGACGGGAGAAGCUAGUUAUUGGUGUAGUAGCAUGAGGAUGCUACUAGAAAGUAGGAGAACUCCCAUCUCUUGGGAAAUUUUCAAAAUGAAGUUUUAUGCCGAAUACUUCCCAGAUAGUGUUCAGUUUGCUAAGGAAGUGGAGUUUCUUGAACUGGUUCAAGGAGGGAUGACGGUAUCAGAAUAUGCCGACCGGUUCAAACAUUUGUUGAGGUUUCAUACGCUGGCCAUGAAUGAGGAAUGGCUGUGUAGAAAAUUUGAAAAUGGAUUGCGAGUGGAUCUCAAGUUGAUGGUGGCUGGUUUGUGCAUCAAGCAAUUUCCCUCUUCAGUAGAACGGGCUAAGGUCUCAGAGAAGAACAAGAUGGAAGUGGAAAGGCAACAGCCAAAUGUUAGAGGGUCGGUUUCCUCCAAAAGUAGUCUCGGUCCUAAGAGGACUCCUUAUGCUCGACCUUCUUCUUCAGGAGUUAGAGGUCAUUCUUCAAGACCUCCAGUACUGUUCGGGCAGCAAACCGUUCCAGCACAUAUUAGGUGUUUUACUUGUGGGGGUCCACACUAUCAGUCAGUUUGUCCUCAGAAGGAUAGUGGCAGAUGGUGUAAUCGGUGUAGAAGUGUAGGGCACUAUGAGAAAUACUGUAAUAUGGGACGAAGAGCUAGUGAUCAACCACAACAUGCAGGCAGGUUUCAACCAAGAGGUGGUGGUGGUGGCGGAAGAGCUCAGGCUGCUAGACGAGUUUAUGCACUAACAGGAACAGAAGCAACAAGUUCAGGUAAUCUUAUCGAAUUUGUUGAGAAGUUGGGAUUUUCAAUCGAUGAGCUUCAGUUUGAUAUGGUGGUGUCAACCCCAACAGUUGGGAAGGUUAGGAUGAUUGUUUAUUGUGCUAAAUGUCCAAUAGUAAUUGAGGGUCGUCAGUUCAAAGUGAACCUGAUUUGCUUACCUCUUCAAGGUUUAGAGGUAAUAUUAGGAAUUGAUUGGUUAGUUGCCAAUCGCAUUCUUAUUGAUUGUGGAGAGAAGAAAUUAUUGUUUCCAAAUGAAGAACAAGAAGAGUCGUUGGCAAUCGGCCAGUUGAGGCAAGAUAUAUUGGAAGGUGCUUGCUGCUUCUUGAUACUAUCUCAUUUGGAAGUGGAAAAGGGUGAGCAGAGUUUGGACCGAUCGGUGUAG
Molecule: messenger RNA, 1566 nt
Organism: Vigna angularis (adzuki bean)
Lineage: Eukaryota; Viridiplantae; Streptophyta; Magnoliopsida; Fabales; Fabaceae
Exons: 2
Coding region: 1-1566 (521 amino acids)
Source: RefSeq, a predicted model, not a curated record